Sitodiplosis mosellana (orange wheat blossom midge) is the source of this 2603-nucleotide messenger RNA. It is a transcript of the gene Bacc, whose product is annotated as bacchus. Bases 413 to 748 code for a protein of 111 amino acids. The transcript is spliced from 4 exons. The record is from RefSeq and is a predicted model, not a curated record. NCBI's taxonomy places the organism in Eukaryota, Metazoa, Arthropoda, Insecta, Diptera, Cecidomyiidae.
AUUUUUUUAACGCUGCCAAUUGAUGGGUUUUCCAUGGAAAACGACCAAAAUUCAGAUCGGCCUAUCGUAAAAGAAGAACAUUUCAAAAUGACGCGCCAUCUAGCUAGCUUAUACUCAUCAAUCGAAGUCAGUAGCCAGUUGUGUAUCAGUUCUCAACGAGUCAACAUCGCAUGGAAAAUACCUCUUCGUCUCUUAAAAACGACUUAGAAAUUUUUUUGAAGAAAAAAAAAAUCAAACACAUUUUUUUUUCUCAAUCCAAAAAUCGUCACUUUUUACAUUUCCAAAUUGAAAUCGUACUUUCUUCUUAGUACCGAUCAAUCGAAACUUCGAGUUCAUCCACAAACGCUACAAGGAAUUCUUGUCUUAAUUAAAAUUUUUUGAUUUAAGCGACAUACAACCAAACAAAAACAAAAUGAGUGCAACAGAAAACAGUGAAUUCGCCGUUCCAGAAGUCGUUGCUGAAAACGAAAAGGAAGAAUCAAAGGAAAUUAAAGCCACAAAACGGCCGGCAGAAGAAAAACCAACAGAAGCCAAGAAGGCUAAGAAAGAUGAAAAUGGUACUGCCCCCGAAGCUGAAGAUGCCGGCGAUGAAGAGGCUGACGAUGAAGAAAUUGAAGGCGAAGAUGAGGAAUACGGAGAUGAAGGAGACAUUCCGUAUGGUGAAGACGACGACCUCGAAGGUGAAGACGAUGAGGACGAUUUGGAAGGAGAGGGUGAAGAUGGUGAUGAAGAUGACGAAGAUGCGUGAAGAGAUUCAUGGACAGCGUAAUUAUAAUUCUUUAAUAAGCUACACACAACAAAAAAAGUUUUAAAAAAAAUCCACAAAAAAAUGAACAACAAACAACAACAACAACAACCACAAAAACACAUAACCAACAAUUUUUUUUUUGUUAAAUUAAAUAAAUGAGAACUAAAAAGUAAACAAAUGGAAAAAAGAGUAAAACAAAUUUAAAUUUAAAUAAAUAAUGAGAGUAAACAAAAUAAAUAAAAAAAUAAACAAAAUACUUACACAAGAUGAAGUAAUAAACGAACAUUUCAGCCCCGAAUCAUCUGAUUUUAUUAAGGAAAUUUGCAUCCCAACAAAACAAACAAAAAUCCAAAUAAUUGUAUGUAUGAUUUGCUAAAUAUUUCAUUGUAUUUCAAAGACAUUUCAAGAAAGAAAAAAAACAACCCAGAAACAAAAAUCUAUACAACACACAAAAAUCAAUGUAAAAUCCAAUCAAUCAAUAGAUAUUACACAAAAAAAAUUAGAAGAAGAAAUAGAGAAAAAAAAACGAAAGAAAUAAACUUGAUUUAGAUUUGCAGUGACUGACCGAGGAAAAAAAAACACAAAGAAAAAUUAUGGAUAAAUAUUAUACAGAUAAAAAACAGUAAAUAAAAUGAAAUGAAAAAAACAAAAAAAACACACACACAUUAUGGACCUCAUUUUUUGUAUCAGUCUCUCUCUCUCUUUUUUCAUUAAAAGAAUAUGAUUUUUUAUUUAAUUUGGUGCAUUUAUAUAAAGUGAAACGGAGUUUCGCUUUGGAAUUCACGGUGCGCAUGACGAAAUGUCCAAUUGUAAAUUGUUAUAUUGAUAAUGGUUUUGAAAAUGCAAUCACAAAAUUUGUCAUUCAGAACGUAAAAUUGACCGAAAACAAAGAACAAAAACAAAUGGAAAUGCCAACGCAAAAAAGCAAAAACUAUGAAUUUCAUCAUCGACAAUAAACCAAUCACACACACACACACACACACACACACAUUUGAAUCAGGGCAAAACAGGAAUAAUAUCCGAUGGUCGGUUGUCAAAAGCCAAACAUACCAUGAACACACACAUCAAAAUUUGUGCGGUUUCAUUGCGGUAAACGAAUUCCAUAAAUAGCUAAAAACUAUUUUUGCAUCUGGGCUAUUUUUACAUGAUGAAACAGAUUUGCCCUUUAUUUUAGUCAAUUUUUACAUUCGCAUCGAGUACACAUCGAUUUCCUCUCAUUUUAUUUAUCAUGUGUUUUAUAUUUCCAUUAAUUUUUCCUGUUCGCUUUUCAUUCGAAUAGUUUCUAAGUGAAUGCCCAUCGCUAGGUAACAAUAUUGUUGAUUCACUGUCACACGUAUUUUUAUAGGCAGUCAUCAAGCCUGAAUUUUCUAACAUGUAAGCUCAUACAAACAAAAUGAAAAACCACAUACACUUCGAUUCUCUGUCCAACAUUUCAAAGCAACUAGUGUUAUAGAAAAAAUGACGAUGAUGAAGAAAGAAAGAAAAACACACAUCUAUUUAAACAAUUUUCCAUGUAAUUUUUUCUUUCUUUCUCUGCGCACGCGUUGCCGCAUGUAGAAUGUGUUUUUUUGUGUAAUUUAUUGUCAAUUAUACUGUAAUAAAAUUUCAAGACAAAAACACAUAAUUUAUUAGCUGUAUUUGAUGAUGAUGAAUUUUGAUCGAAUGAGUAGUAUGAUAUGGGACUUUUUUUUCUUUCUUAGAGUUUUUUUUUGCGAAUGCGAUUUUGAGAUGAAAAAAAAACAAACAAAACAAAAUUGAGAAAAUUACUAUUUUAAUUUUGAUUUUUCCUUAUUUUAAAUGGAUAAUUUUACUUUUAUAAUGUAAAUUGAAAUAAAGAAAUUGUCAAAAUAUGCAA